This is a messenger RNA of Brachypodium distachyon (stiff brome), 588 nucleotides long. Its product is annotated as cysteine-rich repeat secretory protein 1-like. The record is from RefSeq and is a predicted model, not a curated record. Lineage: Eukaryota; Viridiplantae; Streptophyta; Magnoliopsida; Poales; Poaceae. The transcript has 2 exons. Bases 1 to 588 code for a protein of 195 amino acids.
AUGCUUCUCCUCGCCCUCGUCGUCGGCAGCUCGUUUAUCGGGACCGCAUACGGCAACAACACAACACCUCUGGUGACCUACUGCUCGCCGGAGCGCAACUUCACGGUCGGCAGUAAGUACCAGCAGAACCUCGACAAGCUGGUCCACGCCCUCGGCGAAGGCGCACUCGGCAACGGCGGCUUCCUCAACGGCAGCGUCGGCGGUCCGGGCCCCGACGACGAGGCCGCCUUCGGCGUGAUCAUGUGCUACGUCGACCGCACCUCGGCCCAGUGCAAGGACUGUCUGGGAAGGGCGCAGUCCUUCGUCAGCACCGGCUGCCCCUUCAACGCCGCGGCGUCCAUCAUGUACAAGUUUUGCGUCCUCCAGUACGCCGCCGACGAGCCUUCCAUCUCGUUCCCCGUCGCCGGAGACGGCAUGUUCCGCACCUACCGGUCUAACAGCAGCCACUUUGUCGAUGACGUCGCCGCCAUGAACGGCACGCGGUGGGAGCUGAUGAACCGGCUCGUGCCCGAGGCAGCCGGCUCGCCCCUGCGUGCAGAAGGGAUUUGGCGCCCAGCGCCUGCACCCGAUGUCUCAACGGCCUAUUAG